CGUGACCGUCUUGUGAGCCGGAAGAGGAGGAACUGACGGGAUCCGGGGAGCCGCAAGAAUAGUUCAAAUUUAAAUGAUAUUUUAAUGUGAGCUACAACAAUAAAAUAGCAUUUUAAUGGAGUACAUUAAUGCCAAAUUUGUGUCUCAGAAGAUCAGUAAGACACGAUGGAGACCGGUGUCUUCUGCAUCCCUCCAAAAGCCAGAUAUAUUCGCUACAGGGUCUUGGGAUAACGAGGACAAUAAAGUUUCCAUAUGGUCUGUGGGGGAGCUUAGCGUCACCAGCAUGGAGGAUGAGUUUGAAGGAGAUCCCCAGCUACUGUGUGACUACCGACAUGGCGGUGAUGUCAUGGACCUUCAGUUUCUGGACCAUGAGAGAAUUGUUACAGCUUCAUCAACUGGAGCAGUUACCAUCUUCCGACACCAUCACAACAGCCAGGUAGAUCUGUCUUUCCAAUGCUUUCUUUCAGAGUUUAGACCUCAUUCUGUUUUGUUCUUUCAGUUCAAAACUUUUUUUUUUUGGUUUUGCUGUCUUUCAGACUGUGUUUCUGUUUUACUACUUUUGUUCUCUUCUUUGAGAUUCUCUGGAAAUGUGCAUAUUCCAAAGAACAUAAUAUUGAGUUUGAUUGUAGUAAAGACGUUAUUUCAGAAUGUUAGAAUAGGAUCAUCUGGGAGUCAGGAUGGCGUGCUGUGCAUCUGGGAUGUCAGACAGGGAAGCAUGCCAUUUGCGCUGAUGGAAGCACAUUCUGCUGAAAUGUGGGAGGUCCACUUUCACCCCUCUAACCCGGACCACCUGUUCACGUGCUCUGAGGAUGGCUCUCUGUGGCACUGGGAGAACUCCACAGGCACCGACACCCCCUCCUUCCUGCAAGGUGGGAGGAACACUACCAUCACGUCACGCAGCACAGUUGCCCCUCACAGCAUCAACCAGUCCUUGAUUAGCUCCUGGCUGAGCAGUGACUCUUCCAAGGGCCGUCUGGAGACGACAAACAUGCUUCCUGGCGAGACAAUGUCUGUGAACAGUCUGGACGUGCUGGGGCAGCACCUGGUCUGUGGAACUGAUGGAGAAGCUAUUUAUGUCAGCAGACAUGUGCCAGUAUAACAGAAGGCAGGCUUUGUUCUGUAUUGGGGCCCUCAAUAGCACACACUUCACUAUUGCAUCUGGUACUGGAUGAUUCCACACAGCUGUCUUGAUAGUUAAACAACUGACUAGUCACUCGGGAACCACUUAUAGAGAACAUGCUUCUCAAGGCAUCUUAAACAGUUCUGGUCCUUUUCGGGCUGUAGGGAUUUACAAUUUCAUCCUGUGCUCAUCUCCCUAAUAUAAAGCAGCUGACAAUUUAGUAAGCAUGUCGAGGCCUACUGGAGUUUGCUGUUGAGGGCUGGAAGUGAGGAGCACUGUUCUGUUUAAUCCCUGUCCUGUUUGGAAGCCAGGAAAAAUAGUUCAGUAAUGAAAACUGCAAAGUGAAUAAUUCUUUUUGUAUCACUAUUUUUUUUUAAAUAAAGAAUCUUUGCAAAAAGCUCUUUGCAUACAA
Lepisosteus oculatus (spotted gar) is the source of this 1532-nucleotide messenger RNA. Lineage: Eukaryota; Metazoa; Chordata; Actinopteri; Semionotiformes; Lepisosteidae. The record is from RefSeq and is a predicted model, not a curated record.